AUGGCCUCUCUUAACACCUCCUCCAAUGGCCCCACGAUUAGGCGCAGCUACGAGGGCGUCAUCAAUGCGCCCCUCCCUUCCGGUGCCGCCGCCGCCUCGCCCACCUUCGGACAAUGGGCCGUCUUCUCCGUCUCCGCGCCCCUGGCCAACGCCUUCCAGCCCGACGCCGGCAAGGAGAGCGUUCUCAAGGUCCAGACUACCGGAGAGGGCGAGCUGGCAGACCUGAUUGACGAGCUUAACGACGGCCGCAUCCAGUUCGCCUUCGUCAAGGUCAAGGACCCCAACACGGGCCUCCCCAAGAACGUCCUGAUAGCAUGGUGCGGUGAAGGUGUUCCCGAACGCACCAAGGGUUACUUCAACACUCACCUGGCCGCCGUGUCCAAGCUGCUCCACGGAUACCACGUCCAGGUCACCGCCCGGUCCGAGAGCGCCCUGAGCCCCGAGGGUAUUAUUCAGAAGGUCUCGGACGCGUCGGGCGCCAAAUACUCUGCUGGAGACGCCCCUCCUCCAGUCGCCAGCAGGCCUCCGCCCCCCGUUGCAUCCAAACCUGUCUUCACUCCUACCCGUGUCGGAGGCGCUUCGUCCGGCUUCAAUCCCCUCGCCCGGUCGCGCGCCGCGCCCUCCGCCCAGAACGUCGACCACGAUGGUUGGGGUGCCGACGCUCCUCCAGUAACCAGGUCUCAGCUCGAGAAGGUUGAGUCUGCAUACAAGCCCACCAAGGUCAAUUUGGCCGAUCUCACCAAGCAGAACGAGGAUGCCACCCGCAGUGGCCCCGCCAGAAGCGAUACGCCGAGCGAUGUUGUCAAGGGCGGCUAUCAGCCAAUUGGUAAGGUCGACAUUGCUGCCAUUCGGAAACAGGCCGCCGAGUCGGGUCAGCUGAAGGAUGAUCGUCCCACCCCUGUGAAGGGUUCGUAUGAGCCCAUUGGCAAGGUUGAUAUCGCGGCAAUUCGAGCCAAGGCAUCCGCUGCACCCCCUGCGCACAUCUCCCCCGCUCCCACUGGCGGAGAUGACGAAGCCCCCAAGUCGUUGGCAGAGCGGUCUGCGGCAUUCAACCAACAGCCUGAGCGUCUUACCUCUAUGCCCAAGCCCAAGGUCGCGAACAAGUUCGGAAACACGGGUGCUUUCACAGGCACGAAGCCUCCUGCCCCUGCCUUUGCGCCGAAGUCCCUGGCGGCUUCUGCUCCCAUUGGAACGGCGAGCAAGACAUUUGCAGACGAAGGUGGAAAGACCCCGGCGCAGCUCUGGGCAGAGAAGAAGGCGCGUGAGCGCGGACUCAGUGGCUCUAGUGACCUUCCCCCGCCGCCGGCUGCCCAACCCAUUGCUAGCCAGCAGAGCGGCUCCGGCGGCUGGAAGAGUGGUUACACUGGCAAGAGCUGGGCGCCCGUGCAGACGACUCACACGGGUGCCAGUAACCUCAGCGCUCAGCGUACUGGUGAGGUUGAUCAUCCUCAAGAAGAGGCUCCCGCAUCGCCUGCCGGCGGUAUUGGUGCACUCCGGGAUCGCUUCAAGGAGGCUCCCCCCAUGGGAUCUGCUGCUUCAAGACCCGUCCCAGUGCCUCAGGAUGAGCCUGCACCGCCCCCGAUGGACUUGGCUAGCAAGCCGAACGCGGGCCGCGCGGUUCCUGGUUUGCCCACGCGCCCGGCUGAAGAGCACGUGGAGCUUCCGUCUCCGCCUGCGCAACCCCGCAGCCCCACUCCCCCAUCCCCUGACGUUCGCCCGAGCUCGCCGAUCCGCAUCAUCCAGCCUGUUGCAAGGAGCGCCGAGCCCGAGCUCGAGCCGGCGGAGCAGCACUCGCCGCCUCCGGCAUUGCCCACCGAGUCCAUCUCUGCCGCUGUGUCCGCCGCCAGGGAUCACAUUCCCGACGAGCCGAAGGUGGAGGAGCAUGACCCUGCGCGGGGAGCCGGUGUCGCCGCUGCUGAGGCAUCUUUUGGUGCCGGUGCGGCUCAUGCCGGUGCGGAAAGUGGUGGCAAGCGUGCUAUCGCACAGUACGACUACGAGAAGGCAGAAGACAACGAGAUCGAGCUUGCCGAGGGUGAAAUAAUCACUAACAUCGACAUGGUUGAUGAAGACUGGUGGAUGGGCCAGAACUCUCGUGGCGAGGCCGGUCUGUUCCCCAGCAACUACGUCGAGCUGAUUGAAGAUGACGAGGCCGCCGCACCCGCCCCGGCUGCCCCUGCGGCCGCUCCUGCGCCUCCUGCUGCACCUCCUGCUGCCGCUGGUGGCAAGGGACCCACUGCCACAGCCUUGUACGAUUACGAGGCUGCUGAAGAAAACGAGCUCAGCUUCCCCGAUGGAGCAACCAUCACCAACAUUGAAUUCCCUGAUGAGGAUUGGUGGUUUGGCGAGUUCGGCGGCAAGUCGGGUCUCUUCCCUGCCAACUAUGUGCAGUUGGACGAGUAG
Molecule: messenger RNA, 2400 nt
Organism: Lasiodiplodia theobromae
Lineage: Eukaryota; Fungi; Ascomycota; Dothideomycetes; Botryosphaeriales; Botryosphaeriaceae
Product: Actin binding protein
Exons: 5
Coding region: 1-2400 (799 amino acids)
Biological process (GO): regulation of actin filament polymerization
Cellular component (GO): site of polarized growth; plasma membrane; actin filament
Molecular function (GO): actin filament binding
Source: RefSeq, a predicted model, not a curated record